Messenger RNA from Plasmodium knowlesi strain H, 2574 nucleotides. RefSeq lists its product as uncharacterized. Gene Ontology annotation, biological process: translational initiation. NCBI's taxonomy places the organism in Eukaryota, Apicomplexa, Aconoidasida, Haemosporida, Plasmodiidae. The record is from RefSeq and is a predicted model, not a curated record. Gene Ontology annotation, molecular function: tRNA binding; mRNA binding; ribosome binding. The coding region runs from base 1 to 2574 and encodes 857 amino acids. The transcript has a single exon. Gene Ontology annotation, cellular component: cytosolic small ribosomal subunit.
AUGAAAUCGACAGAAACGAGCAAUAGUAACAAGAACUUGUUCUUCCUUGCGCUGAGCAAGAACAAAGCAACCAUUUAUGAGUAUGAUGUCCGCUUCAGCGGUUGUAUCAUAAACGACAUAGAAGAGGAAAUUAAACGGAGUGAAGAAAAUGGUGUGGCGUUACCUAACGAAAGUACCAAACACGAAUGCAUAGACAUGAAAGAAACGACCGAAAGCAAUGAAACCCGAAACCCUUCUUUUACACAAGUAAAAAAAAAUGGAAAUAAAUUUAACAAUGAUUUUGUACUGAAUCGGGGAAUUCGUAUUUAUAAAGAAUUUGAUGAUGUGGAGUUAGCCACUUGCACAAAUGAUUAUAAAAAAAUAAUUCUCGUGAGAAAAUCUAACUUACACGUGGCAGAAAUUAUAGACCUACGACAAGAUGAUGAUGCGAAGAAGGAAAACCACCCCUCCUGUUGCUGCUCCUGCUGCUGCUCCUCCUCCUCCUCUUCCUCUUUCCAAAUAAAAGCGAAGACGCCCAUUAAGGCUAUUUGUAGCAGUCCCAAGGAUAGUCAUCUGGUAUUGUACUGUCAGUAUAAACCGGAGGUAUCACCACAUAAUUUGUUCAUGUAUAAGAUUGGCAAGGCGGCUGAUCCGAAGAAGAAAAAAAAGAAGAAAAAGGGGAACGAUGACCACGUUGUUGGUCAUCAGGUUGGUGGUAAUCAUGUUGUUGGUAAUCAUGUUGUUGGUAAUCAUGUUGUUGGUAAUCAUGUUGUUGGUAAUCAUGUUGGUGGUAAUCAUGUUGGUGGUAAUCAUGUUGGUGGUAAACCUGUUGGUGGUAAACCUGUUGGUGGUAAUCAUGUUGGUGGUAAUCAUGUUGGUGGUAAACCUGUUGGUGGUCAUCAUGUUGGUGGUCAUCAUGUUGGUGGUAAUCAUGUUGGUGGUAAUCAUGUUGGUGGUAAUCAUGUUGGUGGUAAUCAUGUUGGUGGUAAUCAUGUUGGUGGUAAUCAUGUUGGUGGUAAUCAUGCUGGUGGUAAUCAUGUUGACGGUAAUCAUCCUGUUGGUGGUCACCAUGUUGGUGAUAAUGAUGUUGGCAAAGGGACGAAUAAAAUGUCGAGUCAAGGCCACCACGCAGAGGAACACAGCGACCACGAGGACGGCGCAAGGGGCCAGUGCGAUAAUCAUUUUGAUGAAAUUCCCGUCCGUGUGGACACGCUCAAAAGUUAUAGUAGUAAAUUGUGGCCUUUCUACAAAUGGAGCGAGAGCGAGUCUAUAUGUGUUAUCAGAAUUAACAACACCAUUUACAUCUAUAAGGAAAAUAAUUUCACAUCAUAUGUAAAUAAAAUGACCUUGGAAAAUUUGGAAUUUUUGGAUGUGUCCCCUGAGCAAGGUAAUAAAAAAGGAGGAGGUGGACAAGGAGGUGGAGGUGGACAAGGAAGAGGAGGUGGAGGUGGACAAGGAGGAGGAAAAGAAGGAGGAGGAAAAGAAGGAGGAGGAAAAGAAGGAGGAGGAAAAGAAGGAGGCGGACAAGGCGGAGGAGGGGGAGUGUUUAUCGCGACGUAUGAAAGAGGAUCUAAGGGUAAACCAUCCGUUUUUAAGCUUUUUAAAUCAUCCGAUUUUGGAAACCACGUGUACUCCAAGACUUUUUUUAAUUCAGAUGAAAUGAAGCUUAAAUGGAACAAAAAUGCCAGUGCAGUGUUGUUAAAUGUACACACACAGGUGGAUAAGGAGAAGCAGUACUACUAUGGACUGAGUAAUUUAUUUUUUAUCGAAACAAAUAAAUUUAGCGAAGUGAAUAUAAUGACUGAUCGAGGACAAAUCUAUGAUUAUAUAUGGUCCCCUAAUCAAAACAAGUUUUACGUUUGCAAAGGAGACAUUCCCGCAGAAAUUGUUUUGUAUGACAAAUGUGCUAACGUAGCUCAUUCCUUUGGAAGGCAUAAAUUUAACACCCUAAGAUUGAAUUGUUCAGAGAAGUUACUUUUAACAGGUGGGUUUGGGAAUUUAAGUGGAGACAUCACUUUAUGGAACACUUCCACAAAGAAAGAAGUCAGCAAAACAAAAGCAUCCUGUGCAGUGGUGUGUGAAUUUUUUAACGAUGGAAAACAUUUCCUCACCGCAACUACCCACCCAAGACUUCGCGUCGAUAAUCACUUGAAAAUUUUUACGCAUGAUGGUUUUAUUGUUAGUAGAAUUAAUUUUGAAGAAUUAUACAAGGUUAUUAUUCUCCCUUUUAACAAGAUUAAUUUUUCCGAAUCCGAUGCAUCUUUGGGUAUUUACAUGGAAAAUUCUACGCAGGAAUUAUACAUACAUAAACAGUUAGGUAUUGAUUCGAAGAAAACUGGCGUUUAUCGUGCUCCUGGAACUUCUGCCACGGCAAGGUUAACUUUAAAUGGGUUUAUGAAUGCCAAGAAACCAACACAAAGGGCGAUCAAAACCAAAACACCGGGUGCCAACUUCGUGCAGCAGAAGGAGAAAAAGACGACGAAGACAACGUCGUCGAAGAAAAAGAAAAACAAAAAGAAAAAGAAUACCCAAACGGACGAAAACGACACACCCGGGAAGGUAGAAGAGGACGAUAUGCAAAAGGAAGAAUCGUAG